Molecule: messenger RNA, 2064 nt
Organism: Brassica rapa (field mustard)
Lineage: Eukaryota; Viridiplantae; Streptophyta; Magnoliopsida; Brassicales; Brassicaceae
Product: CRIB domain-containing protein RIC11
Source: RefSeq, a predicted model, not a curated record
GAUCAUAGAAACUAAAUACAGCUAACAAACAUUAGAAUUGUAUAGAUGAUGAUAAAAAUACACAUAGCUUCUCAAACAAAAACAUAAGAACUGUCGAGUAAUCGAUGAAUGGUAAAAAGACAAAACGUGGGUUGAACAAAUAGUUGAAAUUUGCAUCGUCUAAUCCUCAAUAUUCAUGCAUCUACAGUUGUCUACCAUUGACUAUCAUACUGCUACAAAUUCUAGACUUUCCUAAUUUUUCUUAGGAAGUUACUAAGUAGGUGGUAAUAGAUUGAUAUUAUAAUACAUUCUUGGUUGAAAAGCAAUAAUUUAUUAAAAUCUCAUUUUUCAUCAUUAAAUAUAUUAUUUUGUAGGAUGAAAAAUAAUGAAGAUGUAUUACUAAUUGUCUACACAAACUAUAUUAAUCAUGAUUUUAGUUUAUAACUGAAACAAACACCACAUAAUCAACAGAAAUAAAUAUUUGACCUAAGAUAAAUGAAAGCAAGAUACUGAUAGAAAGUAUUUUUUAUUAUCAAUAAAAUCGCGGAAUGGCAAUUUUUUAACACAAAUUAUAUGUAAGAAGUUAUACAAAUGAUAAAAUUUGAAAACCACAAAUUAUGAAGUCAUUCCGCGUAAUACAGUGUUUUAUAUGUUAUAGUUUUGCAACUAGGCAAUGUUUAUCUAUUAUCUGAAUAGAAUAGACUAAGAUUUUCUUGUUGGAUAAAUUAUUAACAUAAUGAUUAUAUACUACAAGUAAUGUCAUGGUUCCCCACUCUCUUCAAGCCAUGAUUCUUCGCCCAUUCAUCUUUACCAUCACAAUUUUUCUAUACCUUGAUAUUUUGUUGUGUAUUAUGUUUGGGAAAUUAUAUAUUUGCGAAUGUAUAUCCAUCGAGGCGCUUCUCCAUCAAACGGAAGAAGAGCUUCCCUCAUAUUUGUUUCCCUCACAUAAAACUAAAAAGCGAGAGUCUCUGUAAUCUUCAGGUACUAUUGAUCUUAAUGAAAACUCUUUUAUAUUCUUCACGAUAAAAAUCAUUUAUACAACAAAUGUUAUAGGAUUCAUGUCUUAUUUGAUAGUUGUAAUUUUGUCUCAUAUGUUAAAUUAAGUAUUCUUAACUUUAAUAGUAACAUAGCUUACUAGCGUUCCUAUGUUAAUGAGAUGGAUCGUAGAUUGUUGAAGUUUGAGUGUUCAUAAAAUUAAAUCUGUUUCCAUGGGAUAAACCAUCAUAUCCAUACUUUCCUUGCUUUCUUUCUAUAUAUGUUUUCUACUUUUCUUAUAUUCUUUAUCAACUACUGAAACUUAUUUAUUAUUUUCUUACUUUUGUAAUAGAUAGGGAGUAGUGCUUUUAUUGAGCUUCUUACAGUAGAAAUAAAACUUUGAUAAGCAUUUUGGAGUUGGAUUGUGAUCUUCUCCAUCAACAUUCAACAAUGGCAAUGAAGAUGAAGGGCAUCUACAAAAGCUUCAAAAUGGUCUCUCAAUUAUUUGUUGUGAAAGAACGAGACAUGGAAAUUGGGCACCCAACAGAAGUAAAACAUGUGAACCAUGUUGGCUGGGAGGUAUCCUCUGGCAGUGCACCUGCUUGGUUAAGUGAGUUUAAGGCAGAAGCGGAGCCUUUGUCUCCGAUACCAUCAUCUUUUUGUCAUGCAAGCAAUUCGAAGUCUUUAUUGACCACUUCUUCAUCCACUGAUUUUGAUCAGAGAUCAAGCCAACCAUUUAUAUCAGAUAGGCCAAGGGAUGUGCCUCCCAUUCCAGUAGGUCUAUCCAAGAUUCAAAGUAAGAGCAAGAAUAGGAGAAAGUAUUCAUCUUCAACAUCAUCACCAAAUCCAAGUUACCAUCUCCAAAAUCUUCAAGAUCAACGGGUAUCUAAAUAUUCGUUCAAAUCAAUGACAUGUCGGUCAGACUCUAAUGCUUAAAGGUAAAUUCAAAGGGGCAAUGAAAAACAGAAACAAAGCUUGUGUCACAAUAUGUAUAAGGGAUAUUUUGGUAGUUCCCGUGAUUUUGUUUCUGCUCAGACUUCUCGGUUACACUCUAAUGCAUAAAGGUGAAUUCAAAAGUGCAAUGAAAACAAAGAAUCAAAGCUUGUGUCA